Molecule: messenger RNA, 378 nt
Organism: Ostreobium quekettii
Lineage: Eukaryota; Viridiplantae; Chlorophyta; Ulvophyceae; Bryopsidales; Ostreobiaceae
Source: the annotation of a GenBank genome assembly
AUGCAAGGAGUGCGGGCGGAGCGGUGGUUCGGUGUGCAAACGCCUUUGCACCAGCUUGAAGUGACACAGUGCUGUGACUCCAGCCGCUCACGGCUCGAACGAAGGGGGCAGGUCGUGAUGCAGAGCUUGCAAUCCCGGCAGGGGGGACGGAAGGGUGGCCAAAGGGGAGGCCACAGGGCGAUGCUGUCAGGACGCUGCCUUGCGGUGGCCUGGGGUGAUUGUCCUGGCAACCUGAGGGUGUUGAAAUUUGUCAGAGUGGACAAUUUGGGCGAGCUUGGCAGGGAGGGUUGGACAUGUGGAGUUGCCAUUGGGAUUAUGGAUACUUGUGCUUUUCUGGUGAGACAGUUUGACGGGCUGGCAGUUGACAUAUCUGGCUGA